AUGGUUCAAGAAAAGGGUGAGCCUAUGUAUGGAGAUGGGUUUGCAUGGUUUAGGGGUGCAAUGAUUGGAAAAGGGGGGUUUGGGCGUGUUUAUUUGGCUACUUCGAAGAAUCCCAGUUCAAAAUGCAGCUGUUGGCCUCCUGUGAUGGCUGUAAAAUCCGCCGAGGUAUCAGUUUCUGGUUCAAUUCAGAAAGAGAGGGAGGUUUUGAGCAAUGUCAAGGGUUGCCCUAAUAUAAUUAGAUGUUUUGGUGAAGAGACAACAAUGGGGGAGAAUGGUGUGAUGGUGUUUAAUCUGCUUUUGGAGUAUGGUUCUGGCGGAACAUUAGCGGAUAGAAUUAAAAAAUUGGGUGGCAAUGGAAUGUCUGAAUCUGAGGUUAGGGUAUAUGCAAAGUCUAUACUUCAAGGGUUGAAUCAUAUUCAUGGCAUUGGUUAUGUUCAUUGUGACUUAAAACCCGAUAAUGUUUUACUUGUUCAAAGUGGCCGAAGAACCGGGGUUUGUGAGUUUAGGGCAAAAAUUGGCGAUUUUGGGUUGGCAAAGAGGGCACAGGGGAACAAGAAGAGGAAAUUGGAGCCUUAUUGGAGGGGCACUCCACGGUAUUUGGCUCCCGAGGCUGUGGUGGAUAAUGUGCAGGAGUUUCCUUCUGAUAUUUGGGCAUUUGGGUGUAUUGUUCUUGAGAUGUUAACUGGGAAACCUCCUUGGGAUGGGGAAAAGGAAUCAAAUGCAGAGGAUAUUCUUCGUAAGAUUAAAGAAGGAUUGCCAAAAAUUCAGAAUGAUAUAUCAAAGGAGGCAAGGGAUUUUCUUAAGGGUUGUUUUGUGAAGAAACCAAUGUUUAGAUUGACAGCAGAAAUGUUAUUGAAUCAUCCAUUCUUAGAAGGUUUGGAGGUCGUUGGGGAUGAAGAAUUCGAGGAGGUUGAAGAUUUGAAUGAGAUUGAAUCUAUUUUGUUAGUAUAUGAAAGUGAGGAUGAAUUAAGUAGUAGCUCAUUUCAAGAUUAUUGUAGCUUUGAUUCGGGGGAGGAUUUCUUCGAUUAUUUGUCUGAAGAAGAUGUGGAGGAUGAAGUUGUAUCCCAUUUUAACGAAGGAAAAUCGAAGGAAGAAGAAACUAAGAGUGUCACUAGUUCCAUUGAUGAUUCUGGUUUUGAUCAAACAAUCAAAUCAAAAAAUGGACGACAAUAUCCAGUUUCUCAUACUAUUCCUGCAGGUGUCUAG
Fraxinus pennsylvanica is the source of this 1206-nucleotide messenger RNA. The record is from the annotation of a GenBank genome assembly. NCBI's taxonomy places the organism in Eukaryota, Viridiplantae, Streptophyta, Magnoliopsida, Lamiales, Oleaceae.